GAGCUCGGUGCGCAUUCAGACACACCAAAUAUUUACUUCGAGCAGCGAAGAACCACUACUCCACCCAAGAGCGUAUGAUAGAAAUCAUAGCGAGAUGCACGACGGCUACCCCAUCGAGAAGCUGCUCGGCGAGGAGCCAGAUCUGCCGCAACAGAUCUUCUUCCGUCUUGGUAGCCUCAACAACCUCGUCCGAGCAGCCGCAGUUUUUCAUCAUGGUACUGCGCCGUCAAGAAUCCAGCGUUCCUCAAAAUCUCAAAUCAUUCCAUGAGAGGGCUUUAAACGAGAUCCUGGCGCUACAUUAUGUGAGGCAGUGGAUGGGGACAAAGCUACAGAGGACUCUAUCGCCGUUAGGAGAUGAGAUCGACCAAUCCAGGAUGAUUCUUCUUUACGAAGUUUUGGGAUUAGCCGGGAACAUCGGGCAACUCCCUACAAAAUUCAAGAUUUGCCAGACUGAUUGCUGAGAGGUG
Triticum aestivum (bread wheat) is the source of this 467-nucleotide messenger RNA. RefSeq lists its product as uncharacterized. The record is from RefSeq and is a predicted model, not a curated record. NCBI's taxonomy places the organism in Eukaryota, Viridiplantae, Streptophyta, Magnoliopsida, Poales, Poaceae. Bases 75 to 461 code for a protein of 128 amino acids. The transcript is spliced from 3 exons.